This is a messenger RNA of Meira miltonrushii, 2547 nucleotides long. RefSeq names its product valosin-containing protein. Gene Ontology annotation, biological process: retrograde protein transport, ER to cytosol; mitotic spindle disassembly; autophagosome maturation. Gene Ontology annotation, molecular function: ATP hydrolysis activity; ATP binding; polyubiquitin modification-dependent protein binding. Gene Ontology annotation, cellular component: cytosol; VCP-NPL4-UFD1 AAA ATPase complex; nucleus. Bases 1 to 2547 code for a protein of 848 amino acids. NCBI's taxonomy places the organism in Eukaryota, Fungi, Basidiomycota, Exobasidiomycetes, Exobasidiales, Brachybasidiaceae. The record is from RefSeq and is a predicted model, not a curated record. The transcript is spliced from 2 exons.
AUGGCGCAUUCAACCGUGCAGUGCAAUGACAGGAGAGAACUUAUUGGAAGGGCUAGAAUGGGCAGUGAAGGAUCUCCAGUUCCAGCUGAGAACAAGGAUGAGGUGGCAACCGCAAUCCUAAGACAAAAGAAGUCACCCAACAGACUCUUUGUCGAUGAAUCAACAACAGAUGACAAUAGCGUUGCUUGUCUAUCAGAAGCAAAGAUGGAAGAGCUCGGAUUAUUCCGUGGUGACACAAUCUUGUUAAGAGGAAAGAAGCGUCGUGAUACCGUUUUGAUCGUUUUAGCAGACGAAACAACAGAGGAUGCGAAGAUCCGUUUGAACAAAGUCGCAAGAAACAAUCUACGUGUCAAGUUGGGAGAUAUGAUCACAGUCCAUGCAUGCAGUGAUAUCAAAUACGGAAAGCGUAUUCACGUUUUGCCCUUCGAUGACAGUGUCGAAGGUUUGACUGGUAACAUCUUUGAUGUCUAUCUCAAGCCAUACUUUUUGGAAGCAUACCGUCCUGUUCGCAAGGGUGACACAUUCACCGUUCGCGGUGGAAUGCGUGCCGUUGAGUUCAAAGUGAUCGAAACAGACCCAGCAGAAUUCUGCAUCGUUGCACAAGACACAGUCAUUCACACAGAAGGAGAUCCAGUCAAGCGUGAAGAUGAAGAGGCAAACUUGGCCGAAGUUGGAUAUGAUGACUUGGGUGGUUGCCGCAAGCAAUUGGCACAAAUUCGUGAAAUGGUUGAAUUACCCCUCCGUCAUCCCCAAUUGUUCAAGAGUAUCGGUAUCAAACCUCCGCGUGGUGUUUUGAUGUUUGGUCCUCCUGGUACCGGUAAGACAUUAAUGGCCCGUGCCGUUGCUAAUGAGACUGGUGCAUUCUUCUUCUUGAUCAACGGUCCCGAAAUCAUGAGUAAGAUGGCUGGUGAAUCCGAAUCAAAUCUACGUAAAGCAUUCGAAGAAGCAGAGAAGAACUCACCAGCAAUCAUCUUCAUUGAUGAAAUCGAUUCUAUCGCACCAAAGCGUGAAAAGACAAAUGGAGAAGUCGAACGUCGUGUUGUUUCACAAUUGCUCACAUUGAUGGACGGUCUAAAAGCAAGAUCAAACGUUGUCGUCAUGGCUGCUACAAACAGACCCAACUCUAUUGAUCCCGCUUUGCGUCGUUUCGGUAGAUUCGAUCGUGAAGUGGACAUUGGUAUCCCUGACCCAACCGGUCGUUUGGAAAUUUUGCGAAUUCACACCAAGAACAUGAAGUUGGCCGAAGAUGUCGACUUGGAUCAAAUUGCCACAGAGACACAUGGUUACGUCGGCUCAGAUAUUGCCAGCUUGUGCAGUGAAGCAGCAAUGCAACAGAUUCGUGAGAAGAUGGAUUUGAUCGAUUUGGAAGAAGAGACAAUCGAUGCCGAAGUUUUGGACACACUUGGUGUCAGCAUGGAAAACUUCCGCUUCGCUCUCGGUGCUUCCAACCCAUCCGCCUUGCGCGAGACUGUUGUGGAAGUACCAACAGUUACCUGGAAGGACAUUGGUGGAUUGGAAAAGGUCAAACAAGAAUUGCAAGAGACAGUCUCAUACCCAGUCGAACAUCCAGAGCUAUAUCUCAAAUUGGGACUUGCUCCCUCAAAGGGUGUUUUGUUCUACGGUCCACCUGGUACAGGUAAGACUAUGUUGGCCAAAGCCAUCGCAAACGAAUGUCAAGCCAACUUUAUCUCCAUCAAGGGUCCCGAAUUGCUUACAAUGUGGUUCGGUGAAAGUGAAGCAAAUGUGCGUGACGUUUUCGACAAAGCACGUGCCGCUGCACCAUGUGUUAUGUUCUUUGAUGAAUUGGACGCUAUUGCAAAGAGCAGAGGUGGCUCUUCGGGUGAUGCUGGAGGUGCUGGUGAUCGUGUGAUCAACCAAAUUUUGACAGAAAUGGACGGUAUGAACGCCAAGAAGAAUGUUUUCGUCAUUGGUGCUACCAACAGACCUGAUCAAAUCGAUCCUGCAAUUCUUCGACCUGGUCGUUUGGAUCAAUUGAUCUACAUCAGUUUGCCCGAUGAAGCUUCCCGUCUCAGUAUCUUCACAGCCACACUUGCCAAAUCACCCUUGGGCGAAGGUGUUGAUCUCAACUUCCUUGCCAAACACACCAAUGGAUUCUCUGGUGCUGAUAUUGCUGAAAUCUGUCAAAGAGCAGGUAAAUUGGCCAUUCGUGAGACUAUUGAAGCGGCGGUCAAGGCACAUCGCGAAAAGACGGAGAAACGCGCCGCUGCUGGAGGUGAUGUAAAGAUGGAAGAAGAUGGUGAAGCAGGCAGCGCUUUGGACGAUCCAUUUGCCGAUGCUCAACCAAGAAUCGAGAGAACACACUUUGAACAAGCAAUGAUGUUUGCCAGAAGAUCAGUGUCUGACGGUGAUUUGAGAAGGUAUGAAAUGUUUGCGCAAAACCUUCAACAAUCACGUUCGUUCGGAAGUAGUUUCCGCUUCCCCGAAUCAGCUGAAGGAGGUGCAGCAGAUGGAGGAGCCGGUGGAGCUGGUAUGGGAGGAGGAGCAGCAUUUGGUGCAGAUGCUGACGAUGACGAUCUGUACGCUUGA